Molecule: messenger RNA, 524 nt
Organism: Zophobas morio
Lineage: Eukaryota; Metazoa; Arthropoda; Insecta; Coleoptera; Tenebrionidae
Exons: 6
Coding region: 114-524 (136 amino acids)
Molecular function (GO): protein binding
Source: RefSeq, a predicted model, not a curated record
UGACUCUUGCUGUUUGUACUAGAUUCUUAUUCCUAAGAACUUUUAGCUUGCCUUGAUCUUUUUGAAGCGAAAAUUUAGUUAGUUCUCCUUGUGUUUAAAAGUUCUAAAUUUAUAUGCUGGAUCUAUGUUAUGAAGCUUGCUCUAAUAUCGACCUCUCUUGGGUACCUUGUAGUAACAGGAUCGUCGUUGUAGGCUCCGCCUUUAACGCUAAAGGAGCUAUCUGUGUUUACCGCUUGAGCGGAGCAAAUAAUUUUAUAAAAAUGAAAGAGUCUAGUCGCCCAACUAGUAUUAAGUGUUUAACCUUUGGGGCCACGAACAUAUACCAAAGGCAUGUAGCUACUGGAAGUUUUGAUGGUUCCUUGGAAGUGUGGGAUUUAGAAAAUCUAGUAGUCCCUACGUUUCGUGCACAAGCGCAUACCUCUUUAAUAAAUUCCAUAUCUGGAAUUGGCUAUAAGGGUUGUAGUUACGGCGCCCCGGAGCUAGCGACAGCUAGUCGAGAUGGUAUACUUUACAUAUAUAAUUAA